Molecule: messenger RNA, 2481 nt
Organism: Lampris incognitus (smalleye Pacific opah)
Lineage: Eukaryota; Metazoa; Chordata; Actinopteri; Lampriformes; Lampridae
Gene: evi5l
Product: ecotropic viral integration site 5 like
Exons: 19
Coding region: 16-2481 (821 amino acids)
Source: RefSeq, a predicted model, not a curated record
CCGGACCACCCUUCCAUGGGAAGCCCGGUGCUCAGCCCGGAUUCAUCGUCCCAUGAUGCCGUACUGUCAGCGCCUGCAGCUUCUCCAGCAGACUCGGAGAGCCUCAGUCCCGACGAACUGGAGCUGCUGGCCAAGCUGGAGGAGCAGAACAGGUUGCUGGAGGCAGACUCCAAAUCUAUGCGGUCGAUGAGUGGCUCGCGGCGCAACAGUGGCUCCUCACUGGUGUCCAGCUCCUCGGCCUCCUCCAACCUGUCUCACCUGGAGGAGGACACCUGGAUCCUGUGGGGACGCAUCGUCAAUGAGUGGGAGGAGUGGAGACGCAAGAAGGAUAAACUGCUGAAGGAGUUAAUUCGGAAGGGUAUUCCCCACCACUUCCGGGCCAUCGUGUGGCAGCUGCUAGGAAAUGCCACAGACAUGCCAGUGAAGAACCAGUACUCUGAGUUGCUGAAGAUGUCCUCUCCCUGUGAAAAGCUCAUCCGCAGGGACAUAGCCCGUACCUACCCUGAGCAUGAGUUCUUCAAAGGUCAAGACAGCCUUGGACAGGAAGUACUAUUCAAUGUCAUGAAGGCAUACUCGCUGGUGGAUCGGGAGGUGGGCUACUGCCAAGGCAGUGCGUUCAUUGUUGGCCUACUGCUCAUGCAGAUGCCCGAGGAGGAGGCGUUCUGUGUGUUUGUGCGUUUGAUGCAGGAGUAUCGUCUGAGGGAGCUGUUCAAACCCAGCAUGGCCGAGCUGGGCCUCUGUAUUUACCAGUUUGAGUACCUGCUCCAGGAACAACUUCCGGAGCUAAACGUUCAUUUCCGCUCCCAAAGUUUCCACACCUCCAUGUACGCCUCAUCCUGGUUCCUCACCCUCUUCCUUACCUUCCUCCCUCUGCCUGUUGCUACGCGCAUCUUUGACAUCUUCAUGUAUGAGGGUCUGGAGAUCAUCUUUCGUGUUGGCAUGGCCAUCCUGCAGUACAACCAAACCGACCUCAUUCAGCUGGACAUGGAGGGGAUGUCACAGCAUUUUCAGAAAGUAAUCCCCCACCAGUUUGACAGCUGCCCCGACAAACUGAUCCUUAGGGCCUACCAAGUGAAAUACAACCCCAAGAGGAUGAAGAAACUUGAGAAAGAGUAUACCACAAUCAAGAACAAAGAGAUGGAAGAGCAAAUUGAGAUCAAGAGGUUGCGCACUGAGAACAGACUCCUAAAGCAGAGGAUCGAGACACUUGAAAAGGAGAGCGCUGCUCUGGCAGACAGACUGAUUCAGGGUCAGGUGACGCGAGCACAGGAAGCAGAGGAGAACUAUGUGAUCAAGCGAGAGCUGGCUGUGGUCCGGCAGCAGUGCAACACUGCCAGUGAGAGCCUGGAGAAAGCACAGGAUACCAUCAGAGACCUGCAGCAACAGAAGUAUACAGAGCAGUUUGUCAACAGCCUGCAAACUCAGCUGGAGCAGUCCAGACUGCAGGAGGCUGAACUGCUGGGAGCUCUGAAAGAGAUGCAAGACAAAGUACUGGACCUGGAGAAGAGGAGCAGCUGCCUGCCUGAUGAGAAUAACAUGGCAGCUCUGCAGGAGGAGCUGAAGCAGAUGAAGCUGAGGGAGCUGGAAACGCUGCGCUCCUUCAGGGAGAUGCAGGACAAUGUAACUGAGCUCAAUCAGCGCUGGCAGCACCAUAUGUCUCGGGGUGGAGGUACUGGCAGUGGGGGUGGCCACUGGAAGGAGUCCCCAAAAAAGAAUGCCAUGAAUGAGCUUCAGGACAAACUGAUGACUGUCAGACUGAGAGAGGCACAGGGCCAGGCAGAACUCAGAGAAGUCAAACUCAAAGUGCUGCAACUUGAAAGCCAGAACCAGAUCCAUAGCAAGCUGAUUGGUCGCUACGAGCAGGAACGCUCCGCCCUCCAGGACCGGAUACAAAUGCUGGCCAAUCAGAACAAGAGUCUCCAGGCCCAACUUAAUGAGAUGAAGAGGAAGCAGACUGAAUCUGACUGCAAGAGUAAAGAAGAGGUGAUGGCUGUGCGGUUGAGGGAGGCUGACAGUAUGGCUGCUAUGGCUGAACUAAGACAGAAAAUUGCCGAGUUAGAGAUUCAGAAGGAGGAAGGGCUGAUCCAGGGCCAGCUAAACCACUCAGACUCCAGACAGUACAUCAACCAGCUCCGAGCACAGAUCUCUGAGCUCAAGAAUGAGGUUAGGCAAUUGCGAGGACAGAAGGUGAACGCCAGGUCCAGGGUGAGCAGCAGUGGCAUGAGCACCAACUAUCAGGAUCUCUGCCUGGCCAGCCCUGUCUCUACAGAGGGCGACUACCUGAGUUCAGAUGAGGACCUCCUUCCAAGCCCACUGCCGCCCAAUGCCCUUUACCCGGCCCUGCCUGGCUCCUGCCACCCCUCCGCCCGCCUGGACAGUGAGGGCAGUACGGACAGCGAGGCGGAGGAGCGCGUGAGGACACACCCGGACCCGCAGCAGAUGUACAGCAGCAUGGUGUGCACGGAGGCACUGGAUAACUAG